AACUCUAUACAGCUAUAUACACUGGGUUGCUCACUCUUUUUUUCUGUUUCUCCAAUCCGCACACUGUUAAUCUCAUUAUUAUCUAGCGCUCUCGCUCCCUUGUUCUUCCGAGAAACCAGAUUCCGAUCCCGAAUCAGAUCUGGUUUUCGCCAGCCAAUUUCACGCUUCCAAUUGCUAAUGCGUUUCAAUUCACCGCUUGCUUUCGCUUGAUUCUUCUGUUUUUCGCAGUUGCCGAAAAAUGCUGAUUUUCAGUCCGGUGACUCCCGGCCAGCUAUCGGCACUUCUCGGAUUCGUGCCUAUCGUCGCCGCUUGGAUCUAUGCAGAGUAUUUGGAGCACAGGAAGAACUCGGUUCCGGUUAAAGUUAGGCACUCCGACGUGAAUUUGGUCGAAGUCGGGGUUGAGGGCCUUGAGGCAGUGAAGGAAGAUGAUAGAGCGGUUUUGAUAGAGGGUGGAGCUGUUCAGUCGGCUUCUCCUAGGUCUCGGACUUCAUCCGCCUCGUCUCCUAUCUUCAGAUUCCUUAUGAUGGAUGAGGCUUUCUUGAUUGAAAAUCGACUAACGCUUAGAGCCAUAUCCGAAUUUGGUGCGCUUCUGGCAUACUUCUAUAUAUGCGACAGGACUGAUGUUUUUGGUUCAUCAAAAAAGAGCUACAAUCGGGAUCUUUUCCUAUUUCUCUACUUCCUUCUCAUCAUCGUUUCUGCAAUAACUUCUUUCAAGAUACAUCAUGAUAAAUCACCAUUUUCGGGGAAAUCUAUUCUUUAUUUGAACAGACAUCAAACUGAGGAGUGGAAAGGUUGGAUGCAGGUCUUAUUUUUGAUGUACCAUUACUUUGCUGCCGCAGAGAUCUAUAAUGCUAUUCGACUUUUCAUUGCUGCGUAUGUGUGGAUGACUGGAUUUGGUAAUUUCUCAUAUUAUUAUGUGCGUAAAGAUUUCAGUCUUGCAAGGUUUGCCCAGAUGAUGUGGCGUCUCAACUUCUUGGUCUUAUUUUGCUGUGUUGUUCUUAACAACAGUUACAUGUUGUACUACAUUUGUCCCAUGCAUACUCUGUUCACUCUUAUGGUUUAUGGGGCCCUUGGUAUUAUGAACAAGUAUAAUGAGAAUGGUUCAGUCAUUGCUGUAAAAAUCAUUGGCUGUUUCUUGGUGGUCGUUCUAAUAUGGGAGAUUCCUGGAGUUUUCGAACUAGUCUGGAGUCCAUUUGCUUUCUUUCUUGGAUACACCAACCCUGAUCCUUCAAAACCAAAGUAUUCCCGCUUGCAGGAGUGGCAUUUCCGUUCAGGCCUCGAUCGUUAUAUAUGGAUAAUUGGAAUGAUAUAUGCCUACUAUCAUCCUACCGUCGAAAGAUGGAUGGAGAAACUGGAGGAAGCAGAAGUGAAACGGCGGAUAUCAAUCAAAAUGGCUGUAGUGCUGACAGCGUUAACGACGGGCUUUCUCUGGUAUGAGCAUAUAUACAAGCUUGACAAGAUCACUUACAAUAAGUACCAUCCUUAUACUUCAUGGAUCCCAAUCACUGUCUACAUAUGUUUGCGAAAUGUCACCCAGUCUUUACGUAGCUACAGUUUAACCCUUUUUGCAUGGCUUGGGAAGAUAACAUUGGAGACCUACAUCUCACAGAUCCAUAUUUGGUUAAGAUCAGGAGUUCCAGAUGGUCAGCCUAAAUUGUUACUUUCUUUGAUCCCACACUAUCCACUCUUGAAUUUCAUGCUUACCACUUCCAUAUACAUUGCAAUUUCAUACAGACUCUUUGAGCUGACAAGCAUACUGAAAUCAGCAUUUGUGCCCACUAAAGACAACAAGUGCCUUAUGUACAACUUGAUUACAGCUGUAGUAGUCUCCACUGUUUUAUACUCAUUAUCCUUGGUGUUCAUAAGACUCCCUCAGAUGAUGACUGUAAUGUUGUUCAUUCUUUUGAAAGUUGCAGGCGUGAGUACAAACGUAGGAAUUCCAAAGAAGGCUACAAGCCGUGCAUCAGUUUUUCUGAAUUCUGGAACUCCAUUCAACUGCCAUAAUGCCUCCUUUAUCGAAAGCAAAGAAUUAAUCAUAUGAUUAAUCACAUGAUUGCUAAUGGAGAAUCAGAGUCACAACUCAAGUUAGUAAACAUCUGUUGUAAUUAUAUGGGUAAAGAUAGGAAAGGGACAAACCCUCCGAUUGAGGUAUUAGUGUUUUGUCAUUGCUUUCUACAAUUUUCCAAUAUUAUUCAAGUGACAACAUACGAGUUUAAUGCGGGAUUCAUCAUUGUGCGUAAACUGACGUUCAUAUUUUAUUCACUUUUUAUUAUUAGUGUUAGCCCCCCAUAGCCGUAAUUG
Messenger RNA from Rubroshorea leprosula, 2301 nucleotides. Lineage: Eukaryota; Viridiplantae; Streptophyta; Magnoliopsida; Malvales; Dipterocarpaceae. The record is from the annotation of a GenBank genome assembly.